UCGUUGGCUUAAGUAGGAAGCUCGCGCUGCCAGCAGCGGAAGGGUCGUAAGUCAAAGCUGGUGAGUUGAUGCUGAGUGCUGCCUGCUGAUCGCUAUGCGACACAACAACAACAACGGCAACAAACAGCAAGCAAGCGGUUCUGGCACUCAACGCGCAACGCGACACGCCACUCCAAGAGCCACUCAGCUCCACUACACUCGGCUACUGCACUCAUGUCGACAAGAACAGCAACAAAAACAACAAAACAAGGCUACUUACAAGUCAAAAUACAUUUACACGUGUGUAUGUGUGUGUAUGGCUGGCGCACAAAGGCAAGGCACAAGCGCGCAUUUGUUGUGAGUAAAGCCGAAAGAAUUCAAUAAAAAGGCAAACGAGUCAAUAAAAAAGAACCUGAAAAACGAAAACGAAACCGAAAGACAAAGCAAAACAUGAAGGGGCAAAAAACAUAAACAAACCAAAAGUCAAACAAACAGACACACACACACACACAUGAAUGUGAACGGUGAGUGUGGCUGGCUGAUCAGCGAAGCGCGGCAACAAGUAGCUGCACUCGCAGCAGCGCUGCCACAGUCCACUGCGCAGCUAACGUCGUACAGCGACCGCGUGUGUUGUCAAACACCGACUGGAGCUGCUUGCGGAGUACGAAAGAACCGGCACAAAGGAAAUACUGGAAACGCCAGUAACAACAACAAGCAGCAGCAACGUGACUCAACGUCGCUUCGACUGAGAACUGUAGCAACAUGCGCAAGUAUGUUGAGUUUAUUUAUGGCGGCACAAAUACUCACACACGCACACUCACGUUCUUCUUGUAAUGUGUAUGCAUGCGUCGCUGCAAGCGUGCCCCAGCCGAGGCGCUGCCGCUUGGCCGAUACGCGUACGUUACCGUUGAGUUCAGUCAGUCAAACAGUCGGACAGUUUUCAUUCGCUUUCAGUGGCGUUCGGUUCGCUUCAGUCGCAAUUACUCCGAGGCCUAGACCGUCGGUCGCAUUGUGCUUUUUUUUUGUUAUCGUUGUUGUAGACGCGUGUGGCGUCAAUUGUAUUGCCGUGCAAUAAAUAACGAACUUGAAAAUAUGUACGUAUGUCAUAAGCUGACUCCAGCGUGAUAAUAUAAGGACUGCGAGCAAAAGUAUUUCAUUAAAACCAGUAGCCUCAGAACAUAUAAUUAAAUUGUGCCACAAAUUAUAGAGAAAAAAUUCAGCGCGCGAAAAUAGAACUGCAAGGGAAGUUAAAACUCAAACAAGUGCAAAAUUCUAUUAAAACAAAACAACAACAAAAGACUUGAAGUGGAACAGUGCAAAGCAAAGCCGAGCAAAAAGUGCGGAGCGACAUAAUCGCCUGCACCACAGAGUGUGCGCACAGCACAAUAAUUAGAGAGCGGGCACAGCCUGCGGCUCCUGUGAGCUCAUUAAAAAUUAAACAAAGCCGCGGCACGAGAAAAAUAAAAACCGUUGAGUGAAAAAUAGCAAAUAGCAAAGCGUUCGGCGUAAAAAAUAAAUAAAAUUGAAGUGCGACAGCAGUUUAGGCCAAAGGCAAGCAACAACACACACACACACAACAAUACUAUGCGCCUGUUAAGAGUGCCACAAACGGCAGACAAUACGGCUGGGGCCGAAGCGCAGCUGGCGCGUGACAUCAUUAUGGCGGGUCCAGCGGAACAGCAAGAGCCGCAGACACAACAGCACCCGUACCACAACAUCAGCGCCAUGCAUAUCGUGGAUGUGCAACAACUGAAAAUGGCCAAAAGCAUUGCGGCCAACAACAAAAGCGGCACAACAACAACAACGGCGAGCAACAGCAGUCGUCGACGCAAACAGAAUAAAACAAAACACGCGCAACAUUUGCAAAACGCCACUGCCAUUGUUGGGCAGGACAACAAUUACAACCACAACACUAAUGAGCAGCAUGAAGACAACAACACUACCACCGGCUUGUUUGCAAAAUCAAGGUCGCUCGAACGUUAUACCAAGCCGCCGCAUGCCACAUUGCUCGCGCUGGAACAAAAUGCAGCGCUCACACCAAAUCUGAAUGUUUCACCACGCCGCCGUUUUCUCUCACCAUUCAAAUCGCUGAAGCGUCGCAGUCGUAGUAGCAGCAGUAGCGGUGGCGGCAGCAGCCGUUGCGACUCGCGCGACGUCGCGGUAGCCGCUAUGCUGGCGCUACAGCGCGAGCCAACGCAAGAGGUGCGCGUCGAGCAAUUCACCACAGCGCAGAGCAUGUUGCAGCAACAUGUGUCUAAGCGCGCGCAACACUUGCACUCGGCGAGUUCGCAGAGUGGCGACAGCGGCACGGGCGGCACGGAACUCGAAAUGGAGUUGCAAGACUGCAGUCGCGCCUCUGCGGCGGCGAGCAGUCAGCUGAGUCUAAGCUUCUCGCAACUAAGCAGCGGCGCUGACGGUGACGGCGAAGUGGACGAUGACAGCAGCAGCGAUGCGCCGGCCGUUGAGGUUGGUGUGCAACGCGCUGUGUCAACGCCGUUGCAAUCGGCCGCUGGUAGUCGAUGGGACGCGUCUGCCGGCGAAAGCAUAAAUAUUGUUGAGACGAAAGCGCUUUGCGUUGACGCUGCGGCGUCUCAAGUAUUGGCGGAGAAACAAGUAGUCGGCGAUGAUGUUGACGUUGAUGAGGCGCACAAUUUCGCCGUGACUGUGGACGAUUUGGAUGCUUCGUUUGCCGAGGAGUCGCUCUAUACGAUCGGCAAUAUAACGCUCGUCGAUGACACAUACUCAAAUUAUGAUCCGAAGAAUGACGCGGAGCGUAUGUUCCUGCAGGUGGUUGGCAUAUUGCGCGAUGAGAACGAGAAAAUGCGUCAAUUCCAAAAGACGCUCGAGGAUUUGAGUUCGCGCGUCGCCUCGGCCGAAGCCACGAAAGCAUCAUGGUUGCCACCCGUCUCCGCACAGGAGGCUACCGAGCAAAUGCAACAUUUGCAACGUUUGCGCGACAAAAUGACCACCGCCGGUGCGCUGUUGGACGAUUGCAAUGAGCAGCAGGCAUUCUUCACCGCCAAUCAGGUGUUGGUGCCCGCCAUGUGCCUAUCACGGCUGGAAGAUUUGAACACAAGAAUGAAACUUCUACAAAUUGCAAUGGAUGAACGGCAAAAGAUACUUUGCAAUGCUGGUGCUAAUCAAGCUUUGGAGAAUGGCGAAGAUGGACGUACAACAUCGAAUAGUGGCACAAUCGGGCCAUUACCUAACCUGGGUCAAAGCGUAAAACCACCCUGGGAACGAGCAACGACAGCAGCCAAUGUGCCUUACUACAUUGAUCACGAGCGCGAAACCACUCACUGGGAUCAUCCAGAAAUGAUUGAAUUGAUGAAAAGUUUGGCUGAUCUUAAUGAAAUCCGUUUCUCCGCCUAUCGCACAGCAAUGAAGUUACGUGCCGUGCAAAAGCGUUUGGCGCUGGAUCGCAUACCCAUGUCCACUGCCAUCGAAUCGUUCGAUCGUCAUGCGUUGCGCGCACAAAACGACAAACUCAUCGAUAUACCCGACAUGACGACCGUCUUGCAUUCGCUCUAUGUGACAAUCGAUAAAAUUGACUUGACUUUAAUGUUGGAUUUGGCCAUAAACUGGAUACUAAAUGUUUACGACUCGCAGCGCACCGGACAGAUACGUGUGCUAAGCUUUAAGGUUGGCUUGAUUUUGCUCUGCAAGGGUCAUCUCGAGGAGAAAUAUCGCUACUUAUUCCGUUUGAUUGCCGACCCAGAGCGCAAAGUCGACCAAAGAAAAUUGGGCUUGCUGCUGCACGACUGCAUACAGGUUCCACGCCAGCUGGGCGAAGUUGCCGCUUUCGGCGGCUCCAAUAUCGAGCCUUCGGUGCGCUCAUGCCUCGAACGCGCUGGCAUCUCGCAGGAAGCCAUUGACGCCAAUCAGGAAAUUGCCAUUGAACAAUCACACUUCCUCGGCUGGUUGCAACACGAGCCGCAGAGUUUAGUAUGGAUGCCGGUGCUACAUCGUCUAGCGGCUGCCGAAACGGCCAAACAUCAGGCAAAAUGUAACAUUUGUAAGGAGUAUCCGAUAAUUGGAUUCCGUUAUCGCUGCCUCAAGUGCUUCAAUUUCGAUAUGUGCCAAAAGUGUUUCUUCUUCGGACGCAACGCCAAAAAUCACAAAUUGAGUCAUCCAAUGCACGAGUAUUGCACAACGACAACCUCAACAGAAGACGUUCGCGAUUUCACACGCGCUUUGAAGAACAAAUUCAAGAGUCGCAAAUACUUCAAAAAGCACCCACGUGUCGGUUAUUUGCCGGUACAAAGCGUGCUCGAGGGUGAUGCAUUAGAGAGUCCCGCACCGAGCCCACAACACACCACACACACGCUGCAAAACGAUAUGCAUUCACGACUCGAAAUGUACGCUUCCCGUUUGGCGCAAGUUGAAUAUUGUACCGGUUCAAAUUCAACGCCCGACAGCGAUGACGAACAUCAACUGAUCGCACAAUACUGUCAGGCAUUACCGACAAAUAACGGUAGCGGCCCCAAAUCGCCAGUUCAAGUAAUGGCAGCCAUGGAUGCAGAGCAACGUGAAGAGCUGGAAGCGAUUAUACGCGACCUGGAAGAGGAAAAUGCCAAUUUACAAGCAGAAUAUCAGCAGUUGUGCAGCAAACAGAACAGCACCACACCCGACGCGGAUGGUGGCAUGCAGCACUCAACGUCCGCCAUGGGUGGGCUAGCUGCUGGAGCUAAUGCUGGAGGUCAAGGUGAACAUGGACAGGAUAUGAUUGCCGAGGCGAAGCUGCUACGCCAACACAAGGGUCGCCUUGAGGCGCGCAUGCAAAUACUGGAAGAUCACAAUCGCCAACUGGAAGCACAAUUGCAACGACUGCGCCAAUUGUUAGACGAGCCGAAUAGUGGCGCGGUGAGUGCCGCCGGCUCUGCGUUGAAUUCCAAGCCGAACACGUUGCAAACACGCUCCGUGACCGCAUCUCAGCUGAAUACCGACUCGCCGGCGAAAAUGAAUCAACAGAAUGGCCAUUAUGAGCAAAACACAAAGGGUAUGAUGCUACCCGGCAUGGGCAUGGUCAAUGUGGGCAACGCCACUACGGCUGGUGCUGGUGGCGCUGGUGAGCAUAUGGGCGUUGGCAAGCAUCCGCUCGGCCCUGGGCUUGUGGCGCUGCAGCAACGCGCUGCUAUGAAUGCUGCUGCCGGCGGUGGCGGUGGCAUGGGCAUGGUUGGCGGUAUGGGUCACCUGGGUGGCAUUGCUGGCGCAACAGGCAACGGAGGCAUCGAUAUGGCUGGCGUUUGUCAUGCGCCCGGUCAAGGCUACAUGCUGGACGACGGACGCCCACCGCCGCCACCGCACUCGAGUCUACUACACACUAUGCCUGCCGCUGAAAUAGGACGCGCCGUAGAAGAGCUGGUUACAGUCAUAACCGAGGAGAUGAUCGAACAAACGCAGAGUCAAGAUAACGAUCGUGACACCUUGGACGAUGAGGAUGAGGACAGUGAAAGUGUGGCCACAGCGAUAACUGCUAAAACAAUCAUAAAACCAUUAACGGCAACAACGAAAACCAAAACCAACGUAACAACCACCAAUAGCACAACUGCAACGAUACUAAACUAGAGCUAGAGCUAACGGAAAACUAAAAUGUAAAGCGAUAAAAAGAGGAACUCUAAAUGAUGUAUGUUUAACCGUUAACGUGAAAAUAAAUUAGAUAAAAGUGAAUGAAGAAAUUCUAUGAAGCGUGAAGGAGAGAAUGGCAGCCGUAAAAACUGAAGCAGCAUAAAGGGGAAGAGUCAGUCAAAAAAUGCUGGAUGGCACUCACAGUAGUUGGGAGAAACGGAGACCCCGCUCUGUUCAUAUCUAAAUAUACAUCUGCGUAAUAUUUAUAUAUCAUUGCAAUGAAGCUAACUUCUUGCUUAGUGUAAACAAAAAAAAUGAGAAAAACGCAAUUGUUUAAAUAAAUAUAAUUAAAUUUCGAUACAAAUACAUACAUAUAUAUACUUAAUAUGAUAUACAUACAUCUAAAUAUAGCGAAAAAAUGGAGAAUCAGUUAUCUAAUACAUACAUACAUACAAAUUAAAAGCUAUGAAUUCGAAGAAAUGCCCGAAAAAAAGCAAAUUUGCGACAAAUUUUAAUUGCGUUUAAGUUAGCUCGUUAAUUAACCCAAUCGAAUUGCGCUGCUGAUUAAUUAAUAACAAUGAUUGGUUGAUUAAUUUGCAAUAGAAGCUAACAAAAAGCUCAACACAAAAAGGCGAUUGUUCGCUAUAGAACUUGUUGCAGCGAAAAAGCGUUGAAGCAGAGCAUAAAGCGAAGCAUGUAAAAGAAAAUUAAAGGAAAAUGAAACAAAUUUAACGGAAAGUUAAGCAAGUUGAAAGAAAAAAUAUGCAAAUUUUCCAAAAAAGCUUUCACAAAUAUUGUAGUUUCCAUGAAAUAGAAAUUAUGUAUAUUUUAAUGUUAGUUUUUUUAAUUUAAAACGAAAUGUUGUAAAUGUAAAAUAAUUUCUGCCAAUAAACAAAUAAAAGUUUACUGCAAUAGUUGGUAGCUUGUAAAACAUAUCACGAUACAAACGAACUUAACUCUACUCAAAUAGUUUCAG
Messenger RNA from Bactrocera dorsalis (oriental fruit fly), 6523 nucleotides. RefSeq names its product dystrophin-like. The record is from RefSeq and is a predicted model, not a curated record. Gene Ontology annotation, biological process: synaptic signaling. Bases 1564 to 5547 code for a protein of 1327 amino acids. NCBI's taxonomy places the organism in Eukaryota, Metazoa, Arthropoda, Insecta, Diptera, Tephritidae. Gene Ontology annotation, cellular component: plasma membrane. The transcript is spliced from 15 exons. Gene Ontology annotation, molecular function: protein binding; zinc ion binding.